AUGGCUGGAGCUUUGAACAGACAUUUCUCUACAAAGCACGAGUUUUCUUGUCUAAUCGAGAGGCAGCUAUUUACACGAAAGAAUUCUUCUCUUAACACUCCAACUUCAGCGGUCGAUAUGAUCACUCCAAUUAGUCAAGUUGAGGUAGCAGUGAAUAAAAGUGAAGCCUUAGGAAGGGCUAAACGUAUUGAUCAAAGCUUACAAUAUAAAUUAAGAGACAAGACAAGGUUGUUUAUUGAUUUCAUGCGCAUCAAAGUUAAAGGGG
Messenger RNA from Acaulospora morrowiae, 265 nucleotides. Lineage: Eukaryota; Fungi; Glomeromycota; Glomeromycetes; Diversisporales; Acaulosporaceae. The record is from the annotation of a GenBank genome assembly.